Molecule: messenger RNA, 1171 nt
Organism: Xenia sp. Carnegie-2017
Lineage: Eukaryota; Metazoa; Cnidaria; Anthozoa; Malacalcyonacea; Xeniidae
Product: ras-related protein Rab-38-like
Exons: 7
Coding region: 268-924 (218 amino acids)
Biological process (GO): endosome to lysosome transport; phagosome-lysosome fusion
Cellular component (GO): phagocytic vesicle; Golgi apparatus; lysosome
Molecular function (GO): GTPase activity; GTP binding
Source: RefSeq, a predicted model, not a curated record
AUAAUUGAUAUCGUAAAUAAACACGUCUUUACGUAGCAGCGCAGCUGAUCUAUAACUAACAAUAUAGACUUGUAUUGUAAUCGAUGUCAAGACAUCAGCACGUAGUUCAUAAAAUGAAAUUUCGUUAACAGUUCUCGUUCAUAGUCGGGGAAAAGCGAAUGUCCGGACUUUAAACUUGUCAAAUUUUGACAAACAACACGUACAACGCAGUCGUAUUUAUUAAUAUAUGUGUAAUUGUCCUUUGUCACACAACAGUUAGUGUUUAAAAUGAACUUAUCAGUGCACCAGAAAAAGGAAAAGACUUUCAAAAUCCUCGUUCUUGGGGACGUUGGAACUGGAAAGACUAGUUUUAUACGACAAUAUGUCAGUCAGAAAUUCUUCAUAAACUACAAAGCGACUAUUGGAAGUGACUUUGCUAUAAAGGACUUGGACUGGGAUGAAAAUCUUCGGAUAAAAUUACAGCUUUGGGAUAUUGCUGGACAAGAAAGAUUUUCAUGUAUGACAAGGGUGUAUUAUCGUGGAGCAGUUGGUGCCUUUGUGGUAUUUGAUGUGUCAAGAGCAGCAACAUUUGAAGGUGUUGAAAAGUGGAAAGAAGACCUUGAUAGUAAAUUACUCCUACCAACAGGUGAACCAAUUCCCGCAAUCUUAUUAUGUAACAAGUGCGAUCAAAGCAGUAUUAUCAAGAAAGGAAAAAUUGAAAAGUUGUGUCAUGAUCUUGGCUUUGUCAGCUGCCAUGAGACAUCAGCAAAAGACAAUGUAGGAAUUGAUGAGGCCAUCAAAGUUUUGAUAUCUAAGAUACUGCAAACAGAGGAAUCAUUACUGACCACACUGUCAGGAGUGCAUGUACCAAUUCAAGAAGAACCUAAAAAAAACUCCACCAACUGUUGUGCAUGUCAUUUACCCCGCUCAAAGAAAGAGACUUAAUAUUAGAAAAAAAUACAUGCAUGCUAUCACUAAAGUCUUCCAAUUCUUUAAUAAAAAAGCUUUACUGCAUUAAACUCAUAAGCUCAAUGUUACCAACCAACUAAACAUGCACCAAUCAUUACCACUUGAAUACACUUUAUAUAUAAAUGUUGAAAAUAUUUCAAUUUUACAACAUUAUUCUAUUUUUCUUUGGCCUUCAUUAAAUUGUAUUGAGAUAGUUGCAAGUUCAAUAAAUUAAAAAAACAUG